This is a messenger RNA of Xyrichtys novacula (pearly razorfish), 12839 nucleotides long. The record is from the annotation of a GenBank genome assembly. Lineage: Eukaryota; Metazoa; Chordata; Actinopteri; Labriformes; Labridae.
GUUGGGCUGAGGCGGGAGGUGAGUCAGAGUCAGAACACCCCAUCCUUGGAGGCGGACCGCAGCUUUGAGUAAAUAAGAGGCUAAGAGUUUCUGACAGGACUUAUAACCCCAGAAAAUAACACCGACACGGACCUGCACACACAUCUGGACUUUACCAAGCCAACUUUUUUAUACACUGACAUUUUAUAACGUUUUUUUCUGACAUUUAUUUUAUUGUAAUAGUUAAUGUUUAUGGUGUGAUGGCUACUGUAUCAUCGGCUGAUAUUGGAGUCCUGUUUCUUGUGGUGGUCGCAGCAUCUUUGGCAAACGGUGAGUAGCCAGCUGUCAGACAUCCUGGUGGUCCUCUAGCUGGAAGCAGGCUGUAAUAAUGACACAUGUGCAUAUUCUAUUAUAUUUCAAUUUUAAUUAUUUUUAUUGAAAGGCACACGUGUCUUGAUUUCCACUGAUUGGUCAUAUGACAUACCUUGUCAAUAUAAUUUAAAGGCUUUUUGGUGGAACCAGGUGAGUGAUUGAGAACUUUAAAACUCAUCAGCUGUAAUCUCUAUGACUGGUGAUUCUCAUUUACAUUUGUCUGUGUAAAAAUAACACGAUGAUGCCUGACUAAUGCAAAUUUAUUCUAAAAGACUCACUUUUUUUUUUUUUUACCAGGCUUUUCACUAAUUCCCAUUUUAUAUUUCUAUUAUUGCAAAUGUUCAUUUUAAUCAAAGUUCUUAAUGUCUCUUUUAUGUCAUUUUAUUAAUUAUCUCUGUUCUUAGUCUUUUUCUUAAUUCUCGUCUUAGAGGUUUUUACUUCUUUUACCCCUUUUACAUGGUAAAGAGCUCUUACUUAUCUGUUCAUUUAAUAUUUUUUUUGUUUUAGUCCAUUAGGUUUUAGUCUUUCUUUUAAUCUUUAUCUCCAGUGUUUCCCAAAGGUAGCUCUUUCCUCACGUAAUGUUUUGGUGUCAGGCCAUGUCUCUUUAACAGUAUAUCUUAAAUUCUUACUCUGUGUGUGCUGGUGUGUGUGUGUGUGUGUGUGUGUGUGUGUGUGUGGGUGGGAGGUUCCGGUUUAAUUGUUGUUAAUUGUUGUUUUUAGCCUCUGUGAGGCACUUUGAACUGCAUUUUUUGUCUGAAAAUGCCAUAAAAAUAAAGUUGAAUUUGAAUUUAAUUAUUCUAAUUCAUAAUACUUUUCAUAAUAACAAAGAUGUGGCAUAAAUAAGGCAGUAUGGAUCUUGCAUGUCUCACAUCUAUAACUUGUAACAGCCUGACACAAACUAUAGUGAGACAAUAAAAUGUCUUUGGUUCUGUAGGUUCCUCGUCCAGUAAGGAUGUGAACCAGAGGAGAGAGGUGGCAGUAAUUAAACUGAGCGCUCUUCUGCCCGGUGACGUGGACGACCUCACCAGCAUGUCUGAAGUGGAGCCCUGCUCUUCCUGUGAACCGCAGAAAUCUAGGAGGCGUGCAAAGAGAUGCACAUGUUACAGUUAUAAAGACAAGGAAUGUGUGUAUUACUGCCACCUGGACAUCAUCUGGAUCAACACACCAGAGUAAGAGUCUUCCUCCAAACUUCCUCAUCUCUCCCCAGGUUCAAAGUCAGUCACUAGCUUCGAAAUCAUAGUAGUCGUAUUAUUGUGCGUUUGUCAUUCAGGGUUUUAAGGUGACAUCACAGUUUGUCAUAUACUCCUGUAUUACUCAUGCGUUUAUACCAGUAUCACUUCAGCUGAUACAGGCUCAUAACAUUAUGUCUCAGUUACAUGCCCUUUGAUGGGAAGAAAAUUGUAAGAGGCACACACACGUGAUUCAAAGGUCAGAUCAGAUCUUUACUUUUGUGUCAAAUAAAUGCUCAAGAUGCUGUCAGCCAGGAAGGGAUUUAAAGAGGAAACUGGCCAUCAAAACAAACCAGGCGCAUUUUUCCAGUAUACCCUAUGACCCUUUCACCUGUGAAGGUUUGAUGUGAUCUAAAGCAGGCCAGACCCUGAGCUCUAAGGCAUUUUAUAUCCUCUGAGGGUUUCUGUCUGUGGCUGACAGGCAGCGGAUAGAUACACCUCUCUGAUAUCUGAAAUAUUUGUAGUGUAAAAAUGAACACUUUGCAAAUGUUUAUAAUUCUCGUUCUCUGUUUCGAAGUGUGAAUGCAAAGAAUUAGUACAGACAGAAUUUCAUAUGACUUCACCAAAAGCAACACAUCUGACACCUUCUGCUGGGCUUCUCCAGCCCAGAUCUCUAUUUUCCUUCCUCUGCUUUUUACUUCUUUAGCAUUUUCAUUAAUGUUUCUGAUAUCAAUUCUACUUUUUUAAGUUAAAAUUCUUUAUGAUCUGUAGCAUCAAAAAAAUAAUGCUACAGAUAAAAAAAUGAAAAAUAAAUCAACACACAUGAAUAAUCCACAUGCACUGAAGGACACUGACUUAUGCCAGAGUGGCUCCUGUUUGACUGUUUAACAAAGUGUUAAUACAGAUUGCAGGCGGUGUUAGACAGAUCAAUGCUUGGUCCGAACCAUGAGUGAAAGUAAAAGUAUUUGGAGGCUGUAUAAGAUCAGCUACAUAACUGAAAACACAUCAGACUAAGGCGUAGCCACAGUUAGUAGAAUUGAAGUUUCCAGACUGCAGAGAGCAGUGCAGCAACUGUUGACUGUUCCCACACAUGUGGCUCAGUGUUAAAGCCAGUCCCUUCAUGAAGCCUUUCUUACUGUGCUCUCAUGAGUGUAGACCUAAGAAACAUCACAAACUUCACAGGUGAAUCUUCUCACGGUAUAUGAAUCUUACUGUUGGCAGGGUGCAUCCCUCUGAAAAUACCAGACUGUAAUAUCUUUAAGCUUCUUCAGGUGAUGUACGCUGAGGAGAUACAGCCUUUCACUUCAGCUUUGCACACCACAGAGCAGUGUUACAAAGGUUUACAGUCAGUCAUAUCACCUUGACUGGCCCACUGCUUAUCAGUGUUAUCUCUGCUAUCUAAUUGUCAGAUUUACAAAAUAUGUUUUUCCUAUCAGGGUCAAGAGUGAAAAGAAAAACCCACAUGCAGAUUUUCAGAUAAAUGCAUUAGACUGUAGAGAGCUAUGAGCACCUCUAUCCUCUGUAGCCACUAAACUCAAACACAAUGAUGAGCCUGGGUGGUUACAUCUUCUUAAAUGGUUAUUUUGCAGCCCAGAGUGGCAUGGUACUGGCUGCUUCUGUUCUCAUUGCUUUUUGCUGCAGCUUUAAAUUCAUGUUGUUCAAAUUUCGGGACUACCUAAUCUCUAAAGUCAUUCAAAUUUUAUUUUAUAUAACAUCAGCUGCACGGAUAUUAAGGAAAAAAUACAUGAAUCGAAUGCAGCGAUUGCAGAAAGUGAUUUUAACUUCACUCAGGAGUAUGGAUGUACAAAUAUGACCUUAGCUGUAAUGAUUGCUUCUGGAAGCAGAAGCAAUUUAGUACCUGCAGCUUUUAAUUAAAGUUGACCUUCUGACUUGUACUGCACUUUAUUUUCACUGCAUUUUAGUAUAUUUAUUGAAAAAACAUAGACAUUGUAUUGACAGCCGUCCUCUCUCAGCACGCAUAGGCAAUCGUGGCAAUCAAUUAUCCAACUUGUAGCUGAAGAUAAACUUUAGGAAGCUCUUGGAAUCUGACUUUGAUGUCCACGUGUAUAAACCAGCUAUCCCCUACCUGUUUUCUCCAGUGUGGGACCAGGUGAUUGAUGUUGAUGGUAAUAAAACUGCAUCACAAGAGCUUCAUGUCCUCAGAGGCCACCCCCUGUCACCAACAGGAGGGGUGAGCAGGGGAGCAUCUCAGAAUGAAGCGCUGUACCCUUAAAUAAUAAGCUCUGCCAACAAUGUUAAAGAGAGGAGUGGGACUGAACCACACAGCUAAGUUCUCAGACAGAAAGCAAAACAUUCAUAUUCCUCUAUGGGGUUGUCACUUUUACAAAAGUUGAUACGGCAAACCAUCCUCCCAAUGUAAAUAUGUUCUGGAUAUAUAUAUAUAAAUAUGUUUCUGUUCUUCAAAAAGGCCCACUUAGGGUAUCCAAGCGCAUGGUUCAACACAGGAGAGCCACUUCCUCAGGUCAGGACUCAGCUGUCCACCUUCACUUAAAGGACAGGGGUCACUCUUUCGAGGACAGCAAUGUACAGGUGUUGGCUAGAGAAGACAGAUGGUUUGAGAGAGGAGUUAAAGAAGCCAUCUUUACCAGACUGGAGAAACCUUCUCUGAACAGAGGGGGUGGACUCAGACGCAACCCCUCCGGCACUUACAAUGCAGUUCUCAGCUCUCUCCCCAGGAAGCUCCACAAACAUUCACACCUGGGACCACAUGACCCAGGUGGCAUGAGUCAUUGUCGUUGUCAGAGUCGUUGUCUGUCCCCUUCUCCAGUAAGAUAAAUAUCUGCUCCUCACACUAGCAAUAUUUAGAACUGAAGAAGCUUCUUGGAUAAGAGGCGAAACGUCUUCUCAACUCUACAGAGUCCAGUUGCCUGUUUUUAAGUCUUCAAGAAAACCAUGACCCGGAUGAAUGAGAAUCUACAUGGGCUAUCAAGUUUGUAUGUGUUUUUGCACACGCAAACCUUUAGUAGAUCAGGCCCAUGGUGUUUUAUUUUGAGAUGCCAGGUGACAUGCACUGUUUUUGUGCUUGACAUCCUGUCUAGAAUGCCCUUCUCUGCUUAGAUUGACGUGUCGGACGUGUAGAGCAGCAAAAAUAGACUUAUUGCAUAUCUUUAGCAGUGCUGCGCUCGAUAGGCUUCGACUGAGCUGAUACGCGUCCUGUAUGCGAUGCUGCAUUGAUUUGAAUGACAAUCUACUUGCUGUGUGAUACGCGACGCUGCUGCCAUGCUCCAAAUAUGCAUCCUGUAUGUUUUAGCCUUAAGUUCACUCUUGAAGGAAAUCCCUCAUGUGGAGCUUCGUUCAGUAACGAGCUGCUCAGAAACGUCUUCUUUAUCACCUUCGGCCAUGUUUGUUUGUCAUUCUGCUCUGUGUGGGCUACGGCUGCGAGUCCGUUGCUUGCCCUUACAUCGUUAACUUGCAUUUAUCAUAUUUAUCAUGAGAUGGCAAAUAUUUAUCAUGGAGGAUUUUUUCUGAGGAUAAAUCGUGAACCAUGUGUGCCAUGACAAACAUAACACUGGCAUGAAUGAGGAGAAAACUGUGUUUUAAAAUUCUGCUGUAGUUUUACGGGCUCGCAACAAGGUUGAAGGAGAAACAGUGUGUGGAGGAGUUAUUGCAAGAUAAGGUUAAAAGACAAACUUAAUACUUGAGCUGGUUAAAUGUAGCAAGCGGCACUUUGAACAUAAGGGAUAUUGGAUACGCAGGCCAUCACACUAAUGCUUUUCAUGUAUGUGUGAUGUAUAGGGGCAGAUCUCAGCAGGGCAUCCGGGGCAAAAAUCCCCUUUGGCAUAAAUGUACAGCUCAAAUCCCAAGUUACAGCCCAUAACAGGGGAGUUCUCUUUUGAUCAUGUCUGAAAAUCCUGCUCAAGAGAGAACUAGUGGUUUCUAUUGUGCCCAAAAGAUGAAAUUACACCAAGAGAAGAACAUACAUGCAUGAUUCUUCAUGUGAAUUAGGCUUUGUCUAUAAUCCACCAUUAUACUCUUUGUAAUAUGAAGAAAACGACCUUAAAGUAUCAAAGUUGAUUUUACAGAUCAAUAAACUGAAACAGGUUUAUUCUUCCUUGGGCUGUUUUUAUCUCUGCUCUUGUUGUUAUUAGUGAAUUGUGUAAGACAAAUAAGAAAUGUCUUCUCAUAUCAUAUCUUAUCUUAUUUUUGUAGUAGGCUUUAGAGGUUGACUGAACCUGAGUUGCAUUUUGUCACACUGCCAUCUUGCCUGGUUGUCGUCUUAUUGAACGGUCUAACUACCGUCUUUACUGAAACCAUGUUUAAGUUGUAGAGAAUACACAGUAGUUGCAUUUGAGAUGAGACUGUAGCGCACUGAAAUUAGUAAUGGAUUUAGACCUUAGUCCUCUGGGGCAGACUGUCUCCCCAACAGGAAGGCAGGGAUCAGAGGAUCAAAGGUAUGAAAAGAGAGUCUGGUUCUCAUAAAGGGAGGUUAGUGAGGUUUUGUACUCCUGUAUCAAGGCUUUUAGGUCUACACUGUUGAAGAGGGCCGAUGUUGUAGCCCAGAAGCAACAGGAGGUACUACAUUUUUAAGUCUGCUUUGAAGUGCUGUGUUUUGUUUUGUUUGACCUUUGACUUUCUGACCUCCGUUUGGUUCUUCAUUUACAUCAAGCACACCACCGGGGUUACAGAUUUGAAAUAUGCUUCAGUGGACUUCCCAGACUUCUGAUUUAAACUUAAUUUUUGCCUCAUGAAAUUUUUACACUCGCAGAAAUAUUUAGGCCUUAUUGCGCACAAAAUCCAUCCAUUUGAAUCAGUUAGAUUCAACAUACACAGGCCAAUAAACUUUAUGUGCUGCUCAUUUGUCAGUCAAAUGUAAAGAAACUAUUGAUAAUUAGAUUUGUGCAAUAAUACCAGUAAACCCAAUCUGUUUAUAAUAAAUAAUGGCAGAUUUAUGUAUUCAUCAUUGAUAACUCCAGUUUGUUUCUGUCUCAUAAACUGUAACUAAAUGAAUCUUGGUUGAUUCACAGCUCAUCAUAUUUAAAUUUUAUUCAUAUGCUUCAACUAAUUAAAUGGAGUUGUUCUCACAAUUAAAAGAUUUAUGCUGAUUUUAAGAAAUUUGAAUAAAUAAAUUCUAAAAAAUGUAAUGAUUUAAAUAAAAUCAAAUAAAUGUAAAUACUUAAAAAUAAACUACGCCAUGAUUUUUUUUUCUAAGUAUAGUGUAACUUCAACAGAAAUAGCUGACGAUGUCAUACUACCAUGCUGACGCCUGUCUGUAAUUUAACAUUUAUAACACCAUGAUGUCUUAUCAAGUGGCACACAUGAGUAGUGUUCGAAUAUUGCAAUAUUAAUGCUGUCUUCUCUUUAUGUUUUCUUGGCCAUGUUAGUCCUUUUCCAAAAUGAUUCCAGUAAGGAUUGACUUUACGUCAUAACCAAAGCAGUUUACCAGUUUGUAUCAACACAGACACUAAUUAAGAGACAUCACAUGGACACAGUCAGGGACAUUUCGGCUCCACCUCUUGCUAUCUCUACAAUGCUGAUGUCCAAAGUUUGUCAUAAAUAUUGUCAUGUCAAAAGUAUUUCAUGCAGACUCAUGACCAAAGUAGAGUUUUCACCAAUUAACUGACCAGUCGACCUGUCAAGACCAUGUUUUUGUUUAGAAGAAAAAGAGUAUACAUCUCAACACAUUAAUGCAACUAAAAUUGCACUUCUUAUAGUUGGACCUAGAUGAAGCAGCUGGGGAUCCAUUUUCUCUCAUAUGUAAAUGGCUCAAUUGGACUGAAACUGGACCCAGGGUUUUGUUCAUGCUCCAGAAUUCAGAUGCCAGGCUCAGGUCUGGAAGUACAGAAUAUAUGCUUCGCUAGGAAGCCGAGCAGUAAACGAAACCUUGAUAGACGUAGAAAGUACUUUGCAAAACAUACCACCUUCUGUAGCAGAAGCAGACGUUUCAGUAAUCUAAGUCUUAUCAGAUGCCCGUACUCUUGGACAAAGACAGUAGCCCAGUUAAACCACCUAACCGAGCUAUAACUGUAGCUCAGCUUUGCGCUGUGUGUAAACUAGUGACUGUCAUAUUUUCUUUUUUCUUUCUGUAAAUAAAAUGGGAUUUUGAAUAGUGAGGAAUGUCACUGUGGCCCUUCUAAAAUGUUUAUGUCACAGAAUUUAAUUUUCCCUGUGCACCAGUACCAUUCUCUCUGGGUCUGUCUGACAUAACAACAAGUCAGCUGGUUGACUUUUCAACCAACUUGUAAAAAUAAGUAGCCACGAAACCCCCAAAAUUAAAGUAAUCUUGUUCACAAAGAAAUAAGGAAUUAAAUCUCUCUGAUUCUAUUCAUAAGAGUAACACAUCUAGAGGACUAUUAUAAUCCAUUCUGUGUAACAACUUUUCCAAACAAAGCUUGGUGAAACUGCUUGAACUUGGUAAAGAUGUUUUUCCUUUUAUUACAAAGGUUUUCACAGAACUGAUGAGUUGGACUUAUGCACCGUGACUUGGAUGAUGGAGAGUUUUUACAGACAUGUGUAAAGCUUAUGCCAAAUUGACUGUUUCAAAGUGACGACAAAAAGGGUUUUUGAUGUUCUGGCCCAAAGGAUGUAACCCAUUGUUGGAGAACAAAAAAUUAAAAACACCUCUGAAUAAAAUGAAUCCCAGUACGAUCAUGCCGCUGAUGACAGCCUCUUAAAUCACUGUUGAGUCAAAUCAUUUAAUCUCUGAAACAGCCUCAGUAAACUAUAAUGCUUGUGGCCUUCUGCUGUGAAAUGUAAGAUACAAAUGGUGCUGAUAGGCAAACAUACAGGACAUCCUCUGUCAGGUCACUUAUGUGCUCUAUAUUGUUGUUGUUUUCAGACACACUGUACCAUAUGGUAUGUCCAGUUACCAGGGCUCCCUGCGUAUAAGGCGCUCUGCCAGUGUUUGGCAGGUGAGGAGGGGGUCCGUGGCCCAGCGUUGUGCAUGUAGGCUGCAGAGUGACUCAGACUGCAGCAACUUCUGCAAAAACAGGUAACUGCACUACUGGUAAGAACUGCUGUUAUACGUUGAAAGCCUGAUAGUAUGAUUUAUGAGAACAUUCACAUUAUAUCAAACUAAAAAAAACACUGAAAUCACACACAUCCUUAACUUGGCCGCUAAAAUCACAGCAGCCUUUUGCUUUUGAUUUAUAUCUGCAGAAUAAAGUGUUUAUUAAAAGGUAACCAUAGCAGUAGUGAUUUUUCUCAUUGUUCUUCAUCUUGAACCAAGGAUGGUUGCCAAGUUGCUUAGGUCUUUGUCAGGAAGAAUGUAUGGCCACUGUUUCUCCUGGCUGUUAAAUGUUUGCCAAAAUAUCCAUCUCUCACAAAUGAGGGUCCACCCUCAGACUGUAUAGCACAGUUAUGGGAGUAGCAUAAGGUUCACAUAGUGGGUCUGAACGGCAUGUUGCAGCUGCACUGUUACUGUGUUUCUGUGACAGCUCUGCCACUGUAGCUCAUAUUGUCACAGUAUCCUCACCUGCUGUGUGUUGUCUGUAAUACUGCUGUAAAGCGUCUCUUGCUGUCAGCUCAGACAGCCUCUUAAAUUUGGAUUUGACUGUAUGGCUUUAAAGAAUAAAAUCUGGGUAGUGUCCAGCUAAAGAAAAGAAAAAAAGACAGUUUUUAAUGCAGUAAUAUUUCCUUCUGAGUCCAACAAAACUGUGAUCUCUAUUUAUUGUUAUGUGAGGUGCAAUACUGCUGGCGUUAAGAACACUGUCCACCUAGAAGACUGAUAAAAAGGUAUUACUUUAUAAAAAAACUGAACUAAAAGACAUUCAAAAGAGGAAAAUGGUUCUAGGUCCCACACAAUUAAUAAUAAAUUUAUAGUUUUGCAUAUCACAGUUGCAUCCUAAUUGAGUUGUUUCAAAAACAUCACAAAUUCAGUCCCUGUAGCCUCUCUCUUUGUCCAUGCACUGAUCUAAACGGGUGGGGAUGUGCUUAUUAGAAAAACUGCCCACUGAGUGAGCUUGAUCUUGGAGUUCUGUGAGUUUAUUGUUAGAGGAAGCAGCAGGUUGGACAAUUUGCUGACUUGGAUUUUGCAAGUGAAAAAUUACUAAUGGAAGUUAAUAAUUGUGCUUCCCCCUCAUCAUAGUUCAACAGAGAGAAAAAAAUCAGUGUCAAGGGAUAAACAGAAGUUUAUGUAGACAGAUCCGACCUGCAAUAAGUGAUACCAGCAUCAGCUUUUUUCAUAGCUGCCAGUUCUUCUUUUAUUUUUAUGAGCAGCUGUAUUAAUUUUAGUCUGAAUAAUGUGUCUUUCAGACAAAGUAGCUUGCUGAGUUUCUAACAAACAAUGUUCAGUCAAUGACUGAUUUGUUCAUGUUUUGUUUCAAGUGUAUUUUUAUCCUGUCAGCCCUCACUGUUGAAGCAGUCCCAGGUAAACUGGCUAGCACAAACAGAUAAAUUAGCAGCAGCUACAGCCUGCUUGUGAAGAAUAAAGGCACCCUUUGUUGUUGUUUUUGUUUGUCUGGUUUCAGUUUUUUUGCAGCCAACAACAGAUCACUUGGCUUUUCUAGCCCUGACCUUUGGCAUCUUAUCUCUGCCACACCAGUAGAGUUAUGGGUUACUAAGUCAUUGUCAAUACUAAGUAUUUCUGCAUUCAAAUCGUUGUGAAUCACUGGCAAACAUAGCAGGUUCAGAUACAGAGAGAUUUCCUAUGUAGCAAAUCCAAGCUCCGCCCCCAGAGCCCUGCCAUGAAAGCCAGGCUCAGAGAAAUAGAGAGGAGGACAAUCGCGUUAGCAGAUUGCAAUGCUUGUAAGGAAGCUAAUUAUGAUAUUAGCUUUUAUUAUGUCCCCAAAGAUAUUAUUGUCCAAGAGCUGAUUAGCUCCGAUGUUGCCUGCUUCUGCUCCUACACCGGCCAUGUUAGGCUGCAAGCUAGCAUGAAGAGGAGUAUGCAGAGCAGCGCUGUCUCCGCCCACGUCUCAGAGGCGAAUUGCUAUUGAGCUACUGGAGCUCUGCUGAAGAAAAGCCCUUGAAAAUGACACAUGUAAAAUGAUUUUGGCUUAAGAUUCAAUAAUCACAAUUUAAAGACCUCUGAGAAUACUUUGAGGUGUAAUAAAAAAAAAAAGAUCGGAGUGGGACUUUAAGGAGUGGGAGCGGAUUUGGCAUGCAUUGCUUAUGCAAAUCACACCUGUUGAUGCAUCACCACUGGGGCCCAUUUAAAUCAGCCCAUAGAAGCCGUGUCCCCCCCACUAGGUUUGCUACAGAAACAGUGCAGAGGAUUCUUCUCUUCCACAUUCUCAGGGCUGUUAGGAUGGGGGGGAUAACUGAAGUGUACAGAGAAGAGGAAACAUAUUUUUAUAGAUUUAAAAACAGGCCUUUCUAUGCCCAGAUUGGAUUACAAUAACAUACAGUAACAUACCGCAUCUGUGUACUUUAAAUGUAGGAAACAAAAAAAAAAAAAUGUAGAAACUGGCUCAUGAUGCUCUUCACUGCAUUGGAGUUUCCUGUGAAACCAACAACAGCUUUCUUGUGUCUGAAGUAUCUGUUUUUUCUCUGUCAACAGAAAGGAGAGGCUAUCCUUGGAAGGAGCUGAAAAAGACAAGGCGAGAGCAGCACAGCACAGCAUCCAUGCUGUGAAAUGACCUCGUAACUGAAGUGCAAAGUGUUGGACAUGAAGUGUCGUUCAACGGGCAUCUCCUUUUUCUAAAAACCAGCAACUACAUCUACAAUUCAGUGGAGGGGCGAGAGUAUCAUCAGACUGAUGAUUAAUGACAGAACUGCUUCACAAAUACUCAAACAACAAGGAUGUUAGUGCAGUGCAUGCCGCUCAACCCUCUAUGUCUGUGUCUGUGCAGCAGGUGUGGACAAUGGUUUCCAUUAUGCUGUCACAAAUAGGAAUGCCUUACAUGGCUUGUUUGUUUCGACCAUGAAAGACUUCAGUUGAGCAUGUUGCUCACACAUGACUCUGUCUGGCAACUGAACUGCUGCCAUCGGACUCCAACAUCUCAAAGCUUUUGGAUAAAUUAUGACCAGAGGAGAAUAAGCAUGUUUUCUCCUCAGGAACAACCAUAAAUCAAACAUACACCCUGUGACUGCUACCAUAUGCUCAACGUAAACUGCAGCUAGGCCAGCAGGCUUUACUUUAAAAGCCCACGGACACAUUAACGUUUUAUUUUGGCUAUCAGGUUUCUUAUGUGCAGAUGGACGUGUUUUGAUUAGUCAAGGACUGAACAUUUAUAUGUUUUGGAGAGUUGUUUGACUGAUAAGUGGCUCUCUGUGAGCUAAGAACUAACUUUGUUGUAUUCCUGCUGUUUGGCUGACUGAAUGUCAAAAUCAAAUUAACAAAUAUUGUGUUACAAUAUAGUCAUUUUAUUUUUGUACAACACCUUUAUUUACAAUAAAGUCAAGUUAUUUGUUUUUAAGAGCAUGAUCAAGUUACGCAGUAAGUUUAUGGUUCAUAUCAUUCAACAUCUGUUCAUUCUUUUAGCAUGUGGCCGUCAGUUGACAGACUUUGAAGUAAGUCCAAAAACUGUUUUCUUUAUUACAUUUCAUACAGACAAAAGGAAGACAUGGAUUCUUGACUUUAUAUUUCUUGAUUGCUUAAUGGACAUCGCUUUUUAUCUAAAUACUUAAAGGGUGGUAAAUAAUCUCCUUUUCAGGUCACACUGCUGUGGUGUAUUAUACAGUCAAACAAGACUUUCCCUUUUAUAUCCGCCUCUUCUAUACUCAACAUCUCUGGAGGAAAUGUACCAAAUGCUUUAUGCUUUGAGUUUCAGAGGCUAUGACAGCCAUAUACCGAGCUACACCAUUAUUUAUUCACAGUCCUGGUUCUGUUAAUGGGAAAUAAAGAUAAUUGGACUUCAGCACGCAACAGUAUUCUGACCAAUACAGUAUCUGACAGAUAUUGAUCUGAUCCAUUAAGUUGAAAUUGGGCACAAGCCUUCUGUAGGAGGGCGAGGUAUUUGCUUCGCUGUUGAAUUCAAUGUCAACGACCUGUCUCACGUGUCAUUCCCCGCCUAAGUGUUAGUUUUGUGAGACAGCCACCAAUAUUUCACUAAUCUAACCCAAGUGUUACGUUGCCUAACUUUUUUUUUUUUUCAUAACCAUAAUCACAACCAUGAUGCCACUGCCUUCACAGACUUCAACGAGGAAAAAUGAAGAUUCUUGACAAAGCUGGCAUCUUGCAGAAAAAUACAGUAUAAUCUAUAGUAUAGCAUAAUUUCUCAAUCUUGACUUGAAGGCUAGAGAGAGAUUUGCUGUGAUGUUUCUCUGAGCAACAAUAAGUCUUAUUGUCAUUUCACUGUUCUGGGACUGAUUCAAGAAUGCUUCAAAUAAAUUCUCAUGUACCCACUUUUACCACAAGUGGUUGUAAGGCAUUAAAGAAAUAGUUUUGUAACAAAGACAAAUAAAUUUACUGAUUAAAACUGU